AUGCUUCCCUCAAUCUUUCGCAAGCGCCAUGAGGUUGAAGACAUAAUACCCAUCCCCGAGCCUGUCGGGGGGGAAUCGUCGGGCGUGGAUCACCUCAAACACCUCGCUGCUUUCGAAAAGGCACACAAACUCGACCCCAACCUGUCCAUGGACGAGUUGAAUGAUGUCGACGCCGCACUAGCGACUGGCAAUGCCGAGAAGGGCAUCGAGAUUGAGCAUGCUUUAAUGGAAGACAACAGCCCCUAUCCGGAGGUCCGAGCUGUUGUACGAAACUAUGAUGUGGACGUACCCGCCAACACAGUCCGAGCUUGGGCGAUAGGGUUGUUGCUGUGCACCUUGGGUUCGGGAAUCAACAUGCUCUUCUCCCUACGGAAUCCUAGUGUUGCUAUUACGACUUAUGUUAUCCAACUUAUUGCGUAUCCCAUUGGUCGUGGCUGGGACAUGGUUAUGCCCGACAGAGUUUGGAAUGUUUGUGGCAUAAGCUUCAACUUGCGACCCGGAAAGUUCAACUUCAAGGAGCAUGUGGUUAUUGUUGCCAUGUCUAACGCUGCUUACGGAGGGGGUGCUCUCUACGCAACUGAUGUUCUCUUGACGCAAAAGAUAUUUUACAAACAGGAGUUUGGUAUUGCCUUUCAGCUGCUCUUCGGCAUUACCACUCUUUGCACCGGCUAUGGCAUGGCUGGUCUUGCGCGCCGCUUCCUGGUCUGGCCUGCCGCCAUGAUCUGGCCUGCCGACCUUGUCAACUGCGCCUUGUUCUACACGCUUCAUGAUCAUUCGCGCUCGGAUCCGUCAAAGACGAAUGGUUGGACCAUUGGUCGCUACAAGCUGUUUCUCAUAGUCGGCUGCGCAGCUUUCGUAUGGUAUUGGUUCCCCGGCUGGAUAUUCAAAGGUCUGUCAUACUUUGCUAUCGCCUGCUGGAUUGCACCCAACAAUGUCGCUGUCAACAAAAUAUUCGGCAACAACCACGGCUACGGGCUCAUUCCUUUGACCUUUGAUUGGACCGUUGCCACUGGUUUCCUAGGAUCGCCGCUCAUCCCCCCCUUCUACGCUAUUGUCAACGUCUUGGCCGGCAUCGUCUUCUUCUUCGUGAUUGUGUCCAUGGGUGUACACUUCAGCGGCACCUGGUACGCCGAUCACAUGCCUGUACAGUCGUCGGAGGCCUACGACAGCACUGGCAACGUAUACAACGUUUCCCGUAUCCUGGACAACAACUUUACCUUUAACGAAACGGCGUACAAAGCGUACUCGCCCCUGUACCUAUCCACCCAGUUUGCCCUCGCCUACGGCCUAUCUUUCGCCGCCAUGUCCGCUGUUAUCGUCCACGUUGGCCUUUAUCAUGGGAAGGAGAUCUGGAGGCAGUUUAGAAUGGCACGUCACCAAGAAGACGACGUACAUAUGCGCCUGAUGAAGAAGUAUCGCGAUGCCGAGGAUUGGUGGUAUGCCGCUCUUUUAGUCGUCAUGGUCGGCAUCUCCUUUGGUGUCGUCACAGGAUGGCCAACCGGAUUUCCUGCGUGGGCUUUUGUCGUCUGCUUGCUGCUGCCAAUUAUAUGGCUCAUCCCAAUUGGUCUUAUUCAGGGCAUCUCCAACAUUCAGCUCGGACUCAACGUACUGACCGAGUUCAUCAUUGGUUAUAUGGUCCCUGGCAAGCCCAUGACCAUGAUGAUGUUCAAGAACUACGGCUACAUUUCCAUGUCCCAAGCACUGUAUUUUGCCCAGGAUCUCAAGCUUGGCCACUACAUGAAAGUUCCACCUCGCGUCAUGUUUUCGUCGCAGCUCGUCGCCUCGAUCUGGUCCGCCAUAGUUCAGAUUGGAGUCAUGAACUGGGCCCUCGCGAAAAUCCCCGACAUCUGCAGCGAGAAGCAGAAGGACGGCUACAGUUGCCCCAGCGGACACGUCUACUACACGGCGUCUGUCAUCUGGGGAGCCAUCGGCCCGGCCCGAAUAUUCAGCCACGGGGCUACCUACGCGAGCCUGCAGUGGUUUUGGCUUGUCGGUGCAGCGACGCCGAUUCUCACAUGGCUGCUGGCUAGACGAUGGCCCCGGUCCAUCUGGCGAUAUGUUUGCACUCCCGUCAUCUACGGCGGGACUGGCUUGCUGCCCCCCGCCACCGUGCACAUCUUCCUCUGCUGGGGUGUGGUGGGGAUCGUGUUCAACUACUUUAUCAAGCGCCGCUACACCGGCUGGUGGUUACAAUACAACUACAUUGUCUCUGCGGCAUUGGACUGCGGCCUCAUCAUCAGCACGCUCGUCAUCUUCUUCACGCUGUACAUGACAAACGCGAGCGCGCCCAACUGGUGGGGAAAUGACGGUAUGACAGAUACACUUGACUGGAGGGCAAGCGCCAUAUCCAAACCUCUUGCGCCGGGUCAAACGUUUGGGCCUGCAGUCUUUCCUUAG
Ustilaginoidea virens is the source of this 2397-nucleotide messenger RNA. RefSeq lists its product as uncharacterized. Gene Ontology annotation, biological process: transmembrane transport. NCBI's taxonomy places the organism in Eukaryota, Fungi, Ascomycota, Sordariomycetes, Hypocreales, Clavicipitaceae. The transcript is spliced from 4 exons. The coding region runs from base 1 to 2397 and encodes 798 amino acids. The record is from RefSeq and is a predicted model, not a curated record. Gene Ontology annotation, molecular function: oligopeptide transmembrane transporter activity.